This is a messenger RNA of Drosophila hydei, 2007 nucleotides long. RefSeq names its product sodium-coupled monocarboxylate transporter 1 (gene rumpel). The transcript has 5 exons. The record is from RefSeq and is a predicted model, not a curated record. Gene Ontology annotation, molecular function: symporter activity. Gene Ontology annotation, cellular component: membrane. Gene Ontology annotation, biological process: transmembrane transport; sodium ion transport. The coding region runs from base 135 to 1952 and encodes 605 amino acids. NCBI's taxonomy places the organism in Eukaryota, Metazoa, Arthropoda, Insecta, Diptera, Drosophilidae.
UGGCAUUUUGAUUUUGAUAACUUCUCUUCUCUCUUGUUUUUUUUUAAUUUAUUUUCUGUGCAACUUGCAACAGCUGAUUUGACUGUUCAAUCGAUAUAGUGACCGAUAUCUGAUUGUGACUGUGACUCGGCGAGAUGCAUGUAGACGAGCUGCGCAUUAGCCUGCAGAGCUUCGGCUGGCCGGACUAUGUGGUCUUCUGCCUAAUGCUGGCCAUCUGCGCCGUCAUCGGCAUUCAUUUCUGUCUACAGCUGCGCCGCGAGUCCAGGCAGCUGAAGGCCACCGGCGCUGAGGAGGCGGCCAACAGUGCCGCCUCCUACUUGGUGGGCGGCAGAAAAAUGAAAAUCUUUCCCAUCACCAUGUCGCUGAUCUCUAGCUUUAUUUCGGGCAUCACGCUGCUGGGCACACCCACCGAGGUUUACCUGUACGGUGCCCAGUAUCUGUACAUCAUGGGCUCCCUGGUGCUAAUGGGCCUGUGCAUGUUCUACAUAUUCUUGCCAGUGUUCCAUGAGCUCAACCUGAUAUCCACCUACAAGUAUCUGGAGCAGCGCUACAAUCGCAGCCUGCGGCUCUUUGGCUCGAUCAUGUUCAUCAUGGCUUCGCUCCUGUGGCUGCCCAUUGUGAUCUAUGUGCCGGCCAUAGCCUUCAACCAGGCGACGGGCGUCAACAUACACAUUGUGACGCCGUGUGUGUGCGUGGUGUGCAUCUUUUAUACGUGCAUUGGCGGACUGAAGGCGGUUGUCUGGACAGAUGUGGUCCAGACGCUGAUCAUGUUUGGGGCCAUGGCGCUGGUAUUGAUCAAGGGCACACUGGAUAUUGGAGGACCGGGCGUAGUCUGGCAGCGAGCGAAGCAAACCGCUCGCAUUGAGUCGCCCAACUUUACAUUCGAUCUCAGUGAACGUUACACCUUCUACUCCCUGGUGCUGGGCGGCGUGGCCCACUGGCUGAAGUCGAAUGCCAUCAGUCAGAAUAUGAUCCAGCGAUAUCUGUCGCUGCCCACGCUGAGACAUGCGCGUAUCGCAAUCUGGACUUUUAUAGUCGGUGUGCUAGCCUUUCUGGCUAUCUGCGGCUAUACGGGUCUGCUCAUCUAUGCGACCUACGCGGACUGCGAUCCACUAGAGACGAAACUGGCGCAGCGCAACGAUCAGCUGCUGCCGCUGCUGGUCAUGGAGACACUCGGCUCGUAUCCCGGCCUGCCCGGCGUCUUUGUGGCUGGAGUUUUUAGUGCGGCGCUCUCCUCGCUCUCCACCGGCCUCAAUUCACUGUCGGCCGUCGUACUGGAGGACUUCGUUAAGACCUUCCGCCAUGAGCCGUUGAGUGAGGCGCAGACUUCGUUUGUCAUGCGCAGCGUCGUUGUUCUCUUCGGCGUGAUCUUUGUCGCCUUGGUCUUCAUUGUGGAAAAGCUGGGCGCUGUGCUCCAGCUGACCAUCACACUGACUUCUGUGGCCAACGGACCUCUGCUGGGCAUCUUCACAUCGGGUGUUUUGUUGCCCUGGGUCAACUCGAAGGGCGCGCUGCUUGGCGGCAUUAGCUCGCUUGUUGUCAUGGCCUGGAUGUGCAUUAAGGCACAGCACGAUCUGGUCACGGGCGACUUGGUCUAUCAGCGCAAGCCCUACUCCACGCUGGGCUGCAACUACACAUUUUCGGGAGAGCGGCGCGCCUUUAGCAGCCUGCCGCUAGAUGGCGGCAUCAGCGCCGCCUCGGAUGCCCCCUUUCAGCUGUAUCGAAUCUCGUAUCUGUACUUCACGCUCUUCGGCGCCCUGCUGACCAUCAUAGUGGCGCUAGUGACGAGCCUGCUGCUGCGCGAAUCGGACCUAGAUGCGCUGGACACCCGCCUGCUGACGCCGUUCGUGCGCCGCUGGCUAGAGCGACGUCGCAGUCGGCGCACGCAGCUGCCAGCGCUGAAGAUGGUCAAGCUGGGCAAGCGCACGCUGGGGCAGGACACGGCAACGUGAGCAAUGGAUGUGCUGGUUAACGGGUGAGGCAGUGCCGUCGCCGCCGUGACUGCUG